This is a messenger RNA of Parnassius apollo (apollo), 837 nucleotides long. The record is from the annotation of a GenBank genome assembly. Lineage: Eukaryota; Metazoa; Arthropoda; Insecta; Lepidoptera; Papilionidae.
AUGAAUAUUAUUUUACCAUUUAUAGUAGCAUAUCGAGGUAGGGGAUUUUGGCUCAAAACUCAUAGUUUUUACGAGCAACCAGUAAUACGCUCAACAUUUGAUUACAUAUUUCUAGCAAAAACUAUUGACCCGAGUCAGGUUAUAAUAUGUGGUGAUGCUGGUAUUGGCUUAAAUGCUGAAUUUUUAAAUGAUGAAAAUUGCGCGGAAAUUGAGAUUCAAGAAAACGACUACAAUGCAGAUGGAAAAACUGAUAUGUUGCAUUUUAAGCUUCAUCUUAACGUGUUGCCAAAUAACUCAAUUAUCUCCGUCUUACUAAUUCUGGGAAUGGAUUUUCAGUUACAGACAACUUGUGAACUGCACAUGCAGACAUUAGCAGUUGUGGAUAAAGAAUUUACAUCUCCGUCAUCGGGAUUAUAUUAUUACGGUGACCUUCAAUUUUAUCAAUCAUCACAUUUACCUUGCAUAAACAAUGUUAUAGACACUACGUAUAACACCUCUUUAUUUACAAGUCCGAACGAAAUGCAAAAAGAUGUUAUUGACUUCAUUUUAGAAGACUACUUCAGGAGGAAAGUUACAACACAAGUUAAAACACUUUUUGCCAAAGUUCAGAAUGGUUAUACUGGUACUUUAGAUGUAAACAUCCACUUAAGAGUACCAGAAAUGCACAUCCGGUAUCAACCAAGUGUAAUGCAAGAGUUAAAGUGGGCUUGGCCGCAGUAUUUUUCUUUAGUAGCAGUCUUCUACUGGAUAUUUAAUAGAGUGAAGAGAUUUGUUUUUAAUAAGCGUCUUUUAAUGGCAUGGGAAAUUGUACCUUGGAAAAAAAACAAAUUAAGAUAA